This is a messenger RNA of Drosophila navojoa, 1380 nucleotides long. It is a transcript of the gene DIP-beta, whose product is annotated as Dpr-interacting protein beta. The record is from RefSeq and is a predicted model, not a curated record. Gene Ontology annotation, cellular component: neuron projection. NCBI's taxonomy places the organism in Eukaryota, Metazoa, Arthropoda, Insecta, Diptera, Drosophilidae.
CUGUUGCUGCUGUUAUUGAUUUGCAAUUGCAUUGUGGGCGCCUUCGAGCCGGACUUUGUCAUACCGCUGGAGAACGUGACCAUCGCCCAGGGCCGGGACGCGACAUUCACGUGUGUUGUCAACAAUUUGGGCGGUCAUCGGGUGAGUGGUGACGGUGCGUCAGUUCCAGCCAAGGUCGCCUGGAUUAAGGCCGAUGCCAAGGCCAUUCUGGCCAUACACGAGCAUGUGAUCACGAACAAUGAUCGAUUAUCGGUGACGCACAACGAUUACAAUACCUGGACACUGAACAUACGGGGCGUUAAGAUGGAGGAUGCCGGCAAGUAUAUGUGCCAGGUGAACACAGAUCCCAUGAAAAUGCAAACAGCCACCCUGGAGGUGGUCAUACCGCCGGACAUAAUAAACGAGGAGACCUCCGGCGACAUGAUGGUACCAGAAGGUGGCUCUGCGAAGCUCGUGUGUCGCGCACGCGGCCAUCCCAAGCCGAAGAUCACAUGGCGGCGCGAAGAUGGCCGCGAGAUAAUCGCACGCAAUGGCGUCCAUCAGAAGACCAAAGCCAUACUGGUGGAGGGCGAAAUGCUGACGCUGUCGAAAGUCACGCGAUCGGAAAUGGGCGCCUAUAUGUGCAUCGCCUCCAACGGAGUGCCACCAACUGUGAGCAAACGCAUGAAGCUACAGGUGCACUUUCAUCCGCUGGUGCAAGUGCCAAAUCAAUUGGUUGGCGCCCCGGUUCUAACGGAUGUCACAUUAAUUUGCAACGUGGAGGCAUCACCGAAGGCCAUCAAUUACUGGCAGCGCGAGAACGGCGAAAUGAUUAUAGCCGGCGAUCGGUAUGCCCUCACCGAGAAGGAGAACAACAUGUACGCCAUCGAGAUGAUUCUUCACAUUCGACGGCUGCAGUCGACUGACUUUGGCGGCUACAAAUGCAUCUCGAAGAACAGCAUUGGCGACACCGAAGGCACCAUACGACUAUACGAAAUGGAACGUCCCGGCAAAAAGGCGCAGCGCGAAGAGGAUCUCAACGAAGUGACGAAGAACGAGGUGGUGCUCAAGGAGAACCGCCACGAGGAUGGCUCGCGCAAUCAGAACGGUCGCCUCUACAAGGACCGCAGCCAGGACGCGGACAUGGGCAGCGGAGCGGCCACGGCGCGCCAGCUAAUCAAGCCAUUUCUAUUGGCACUAUUUGUAUUAUUCACAGCCAAUGUGUGCGGCUCCUGCUGCGGCUGCGGCGGCUGCUGCUGCUGCUACGCGCUGGCAAAUGGCAGUGGGCCGGUGGCAAGGGGGCAGGGCAACGGUUCGACUGGGGGCGCAACAACAAGGACAAUGGCUGCAGUCGACGUCGACGUCGGCGACGGCAGCUGCAAAGCUCGUUUCAUAUUAUAG